This is a messenger RNA of Theileria annulata, 1818 nucleotides long. RefSeq lists its product as uncharacterized. The transcript is spliced from 6 exons. NCBI's taxonomy places the organism in Eukaryota, Apicomplexa, Aconoidasida, Piroplasmida, Theileriidae. Bases 1 to 1818 code for a protein of 605 amino acids. Gene Ontology annotation, biological process: wybutosine biosynthetic process. Gene Ontology annotation, molecular function: catalytic activity; 4 iron, 4 sulfur cluster binding. The record is from RefSeq and is a predicted model, not a curated record.
AUGGCUCCUAAAAUUAAGGAGCAAAUUACGAUAAUUUUUUCAGAUGAAAAUAAAUCUAAUAAUAGUCAAAAAUUGGCCUCAGAAAUCGCCUUAGAAUAUUUAAAUGUUAAACGCAGUUCCAAAUGCAUACCUUUAGACUCAUUGUUGGAUUUCAAAAACGAACCUUCUUCCAGAAAUUCCAAUGAUUCAGAAAGUUCAGAUGGUUCUUUUUCAGAGUUUGCUAAUAUUUUAAAAAAUGGUAGUACUCAUCAAAAUGAUGAAAGGAAUAUAAUUAUUUUCGUUUUUGAAAGUCAUAGGAGAAAUUUAGGAAUAAUGAAACUUGAAAAUGUACUAAACGAUUGGUUAUCUGACUUUAGAGUUGAUAAGUCUAUAUUUUUGAACCUUAAUGUUAUAUUCGUGAUCCAAGAAAAUGAUUUUGGUUCCGCUGAUAUUGGAGAAAAUGAAGAUUUCGUGAAUAAUCUGAGAGAACUCUUGGGAAAUUUGGGCUCAAAAAUUCUUUUUCAGAAAAAUUUUUACCUCAAAAGCGGCGAUGUUGGACAAAUUCUGUCUUUAAUUGACCUCAUUUCCGAUGCAUCCUCAUCCAUACCUAGUUCAUACGUUAACAAUAAUACAAACCACAGAAAUGUAAAUGAUACAAACGGUGUUAACACCUCAGAUGAAACAUCUGAAGAAGAGAAUGUUGAUAUAGAAAAUUUGGCAGAAAUGAGCCAAGGAAUGACAACCUCAAAACAACGCUUUCAACUAAUAAAACAAGGAUAUAAACUGAUAGGGGAUCAUAGUGCAGUAAAGCUUUGUAGAUGGACUAAGUCAAGGGUUAGAGGUCACGGCGGAUGUUAUAAGCACACCUUUUAUGGGAUAAAUUCUAAUCAGUGUAUGGAGAUGACACCGAGUCUGGCGUGCGCUAACAAGUGUGUAUUCUGCUGGAGACACCACACCAACCCAGUGUCAACCAAAUGGAAAUGGGACCAAGAUGACCCCAAAUUCAUAGUUUCAGAGUCAAUUACAGCACAUCUGAAACUAAUAAAAGAAUUGAAGGGGAUUUUUGACACCAAGCAAGAAAGAUUUAACGAAGCACUUAAAAUAAGGCAUUGUGCCCUUUCUCUGGUUGGGGAACCAAUUAUGUACCCGCAAAUUAACGAACUUAUAAGGGAAUUACAUACAAAUCAAAUUUCGACAUUUCUGGUAAUAGUUUACGUAACAAAUGCUCAAUUCCCAAAGGAAAUGGAAACUUUGGUACCAGUCACACAAUUAUACGUUUCAAUUGACGCAUCUGAUAAAGUGAGCCUUAAAAAUAUAGGCAAGUUAUAUACGAGACUAAUUUUUUUAGAUCGUCCUCUGUUUAGAGACUUUUGGGAACGUUUUUUAAAGUGUAUUGAGUUGCUUAAAUAUCGCAGAGAACGGACAGUUUUCAGACUUACACUAGUCAGGAACUUCAAUAUGACUGAACAAAAGGAUGAAAUUGAGGGAUAUGCUAACUUAAUAAAGCUUGGAGAACCUGACUUUGUUGAGAUUAAAGCUGUGACCUUUUGCGGAAAUGUUGAGGGAAAUGCCAUCACGAUGAAAAAUGUUCCCUGGCAUGACGAGGUUUGUGGAGAUUUUGUUGAAUUGUUCAGGUUGUUGAGUACUUCUGUGAACACAGGCAUACAUGUUGUAUUCUUAUCGCAAAAAAUGAGUACUUUCUAUUUAUUACCUAAAAUACUUAAAUCACAGGUCACUAAUGGAAUUGAAUUUUCUGCAUUGGAUUAUUCUUGUGAGACCCCUGAAUGGGCACUAUUCGGAUCACCAGAACAAGGAUUUGACCCUGAAGAUACUAGGUAA